Messenger RNA from Penicillium verhagenii, 3222 nucleotides. RefSeq names its product ankyrin repeat domain-containing protein. The record is from RefSeq and is a predicted model, not a curated record. NCBI's taxonomy places the organism in Eukaryota, Fungi, Ascomycota, Eurotiomycetes, Eurotiales, Aspergillaceae. Gene Ontology annotation, molecular function: protein binding. The transcript has a single exon. The coding region runs from base 1 to 3222 and encodes 1073 amino acids.
AUGGCCUCAUCGCGGCUUCGUAACCGCCUUUCACGAUUCCAAAAUCGCAAAGCCCGAUGGCCUCAUCCAGAACAAUCAGCUGGAGAUUUGCUGGGUGAAAAAGGAGAAAAUUGCAAAUUCAAUUACUGGGGGGCGAUAGGUCCAGUCAAGGAGGUCUUCGAGGAAAUGAGACCACUUAUCAAGGAGCUUCUCCAAAAUGAGUGUGAAGAAGUGAGAAGCUUGAGCGCUAUUCAGUUCGAAAUGUUCAUGGUUGGAGAUACACCAGAGACUGCAACCCCAUUUAUAAUGUUUUCUUGUUGGCGCGCUAAACCUCGGAAGGAUGCCGUGGCUGCUAUGAAAAAAUCGGAUGUGUACAAUGACAGUCCACCUGGAAUCAUGCUUGGCCAAUGGCAAUUUCCUCCCCAUCUAAUCAACUGCCAAUUUGAAUUCAGAGCAUGUGCGGCACCGAACGAAAGUUUUAACCCAGAUUGGGCGAACAAAUCCGCUCCUUCACACCGCGAGGAAGAUUGCAUCUCGAUACCUGACCUCAAUGAGCCGGGCAUCUGUCAUGUAUUGCAGUUGUCUCUAUCGAAUACAUCCACCGAACCUGCAUAUCAUCGCACGGCAACCAUUGGUAGCAUUGUGACCAUCUCCGACAGGCGCUUUUGGAUAUACCCCGCACACGUGGGUUAUCUUCAUGAAAACAAUUCUCUGGGGAUGGGACCCGAACCGGAUUCAACACCGGAGGAUCGCGAAUGCGUGUUUGAGUUCUUCGAUGAAGAAGAAGAUGAGCAACAAGAUCCUAUAGAUGCAGAUUUCAUGAGCGCCUUUAGUGCAACCCCGGAACAAAGUGAUCUAGAAAGUGAUCCCGACAGCGACGACAGCGAAUGGCUGUCAGAUAUCGAGUCUGGCUCUAUACCUUCUAUCAUGCCGAUGGAAGGGAACGACUAUAGCAUCGCUAGCUCUAGUGAUGAAGCUUACUGCGCUUGGGGCCACAGCAAGAUUUCUUCAUCGCUUCAUUCAGCCCCCCAAGAGACAAAUUACUAUUUUUUGAAAUCAGAUAGUUUGGAUUACUGUUUGAUGGAGGUUAACGACGUUGGGCAUGAUUUGCCAGAUCUCCCCAUUCUCUGUCAAGAAAAUAUCGGCCAACUGGGCUCCCAAUCGGCUGAUGUGACAGCAGCCACAAGCUCGGGGAACAUUCUUAAAGGUGUCCUGUCCCCUCAAUUGUCAUGCAUUCGACUUCCAAAUGCCGCAAGAUACACCGAUAUCUUAUCAGUCAAAUUUGACAGCCCGGUUCAGCCUGGUGACUCCGGAUCAAUGGUUCGAGAUGCUAGAACCGGAAUGAUCUACGGUCAAAUAAUUGCAGGCGAUGCAGGAUCCAAAAUUGCGAUCAUCAUUCCGGCCGCAGAUAUCCUGAACGAUGCUAUGACAAAGUUCAUGCAGAUUGGAGAAACGGCGGUGAAAUCCGAACUUGCCACUUCCACACAUGAAAGAGAGCCAAAGAAAAACCACAGCGAAAAUGAAGAGUCUUUUGGUCGAGACAACUGGAAAUUGCGAUCUUACAGCGAGCACUCAGAGACAGGCGACACCACAAUCCAUCUUCGCAAAGUCCCUUGUUUCUCUCUUCCAAGACCGCGUGAAAUUCCACCUCACUCCGAGGUUUCAGUGUUUGAAAAUUGCACCCUGCCUUUUCGCAAGGCUGGUAAACACUCUUUUCUAGGGUUCUGUAAAGACUCGCCCAAAGAGUACAAUGUUGCGUGGAUUUGCGCACUAUCUUGCGAAAAUCUCGCGGCUGAAGCCCUGUUGAACGAACCAAAGGAUACUACCAGAAAACCGUGGACAGUAAACCGUUCCUCGCCGAGGGAAGCGGAAUCUGUCAAGCAGUCCGACAGUGAAAGAAGGUGGAAGAGGCCUUUCUUAAGUCGAGAAUCUACUCAUGGCUACUUACCAGGCCCCUACGAGGAAUCAUUUGCAUGUUACUUGGGAAGCAUGGGACCUUACCCAAUUAACAUACAAUGCCAAGUACCACAUCAAACGUACCAAAGCGUCAGAUGUUCAAAUGUCAAGGAUAAAUGGUUGCUGGACGGGUCGCAAUUUCAAACAUGGAAAUCUGAAACAAAGGGCUCAUUGUGGUUGCCUGCAAAGCCUGGCUGUGGCAAACAGCUACUGUCACAGAUAUUGCUUGACAGUAGCCUUCCCGAUAAUGGAUUGUUUCAAUCCUUUGGUAUCUGCCAAGAGAAUGAUAUGAAACACAGCGUGCUCACAGCAAAUUGGCGGGCUCUGACUUGGCACCCACCUGCUGCUAGAAAGGACCUUUACUGUCAGCAUACCAUCAGAACGGUGCAGAGGUUUAGCGGGCAACCGAAGCUUGUCUUUGACUUCUUAUUAAAUUUGGACAGACACCCGGGAGCCGCUCACUCAUCGGUCAAGUGGUUUUGCAUAGUUGACGGUCUUGAUGAAUGCGAAGAGCCAAAGCGUGAUCGACCGACAAAAGGGCUCUCCCUCCCGUGCUCUCCAAUAAUUCCAAUGCCCGCAUCAACCUUGCAAGGAAUUCAGUACUUGAAGAGGAUUUAUGCCCAAAACAGUUGGCCAGCACAGUUGUACUCCGAAAUUCAAACAGCUGCAAGUCACGAAAGGCAGGCACCGCUUUCUUGCGCUGCCCGGAACGGCCACAACACCACUGUCCAGAUGCUCCUGGACACAGGCAAGGUGGAUAUCAAGACCAAAUUUCCGAACGGCCAGACCCCGUUGUCAUGUGCUAUCCAGAACGCCCACAACACCAUUAUCCAGAUGCUCCUCGACACAGGCAAGGUGGAUAUCAAGACCAAAUUUCCGAACGGCCAGACCCCGUUGUCAUGUGCUAUCCAGAACGCCCACAACACCAUUAUCCAGAUGCUCCUCGACACAGGCAAGGUGGAUAUCAAGACCAAAUUUCCGAACGGCCAGACCCCGUUGUCAUGUGCUAUCCAGAACGCCCACAACACCAUUAUCCAGAUGCUCCUCGACACAGGCAAGGUGGAUAUCAAGACCAAAUUUCCGAACGGCCAGACACCGUUGUCAUGUGCUAUCCAGAACGCCCACAACACCAUUAUCCAGAUGCUCCUCGACACAGGAAAAGUGGAUGUCGAUGCCAAAGAUAAAGAUUGGCCAAACACCGCUAUCAUAGACUGCCGAGAACGGCCACAGCAUCAUUGUUCAGAUGCUCCUCAACAUAGGCAGGGUGGAUGUCGAUGUUAUCGAUGA